AGUAAAAUGAUUUAGCUCCUGCUGCUCAUUUGAUCAUUUUUUAAAGUUAAAACUAGAAGCUGCAGCAUUAAAAUUCUAUUCAUUCAUGGUGGCAUGCUGGAGCCUUUUCCUUUUAAAGGAGGCGAGUGGAGAGAGUGCCUCCUCAAGUCUAGAAGGGAAACUUCAGAUCCCACUGUGGACUUGUGCCAUGGUGGCAUCGCUAUGCGAGAUUUCAGAGUGUCCCAGUGUCACAGCCUCUGUGAAAUAACAUGUUUCUCUGCAUCCACCCGGGAUGAGGCUGCAUUACGGGCAUGAAACCCUUUGCACACCAUGUGACCCUGCAGCUGGGCUCUUUAGAAGAGGGUCCCACCAUAAAAAUAAAACAGGCCGGUGACUGGGCUCCUUCCUCUUGUGGCCCCCGACGUGCCACCCGGCGUCACAGGUGACCAGGCUGGCAGCUACAGGCCGCAGGGUGGAUGCGUGGUGACGGAGCUCAAUAGUGCGGCUGUCCUCCAGCGCUUGCGUAACCACACAGAUCCUCCAUCAUCUGAAAGCUAUUCUACUUCCAUGCUCUCCUGCCUUCAGGAUUUCUCUGGGAUUGUGCUCAACAUGCACGCUCCCAAGCCAGCGUAGCUCGUGGUGUCUAGAGGAGAGUUUGGUGUGAGGGUGUGUAAAUAGGCUCCUUGCCGCCCAGAGAUGGGCUCUGUGGGUGCAGAGCGUCGUAGGCCCACACCGGCUCAGAUGCCCGAGGAGAGGGAUGUCUGGAGGGAUGAUGGAGGAAGAGCUGGAUGGAGGGACGGAGGGAGGGAGGGCUGGAGGGAGGGCAGAGAGAGCGGCGUGGUGCAGAGCUACAGUUUCGACUCGUACCAGCUGGAAGAGGAGGAGAUCAGUAAAGACGCCCCGGAGCGAGGAGUGCUGGCGCUUUCUGAGCCCGACUUUGAUGAGCCGAUCCCUGACGACCGUUACCAUGGCAUCUACUUUGCAAUGCUUUUAGCUGGUGUGGGAUUCCUGCUUCCCUACAACAGUUUCAUCACUGAUGUGGACUACCUGCACCACAAGUUUGAAGGGACGUCCAUAGUGUUCGACAUGAGCCUGACAUACAUCCUGGUGGCUCUGCUGGCCGUCAUCCUCAACAACGUGCUGGUGGAGCGACUCAGCCUGCACACCAGAAUCACUGUGGGUUACAUAUUGGCUUUGGGGCCGCUGAUCUUCGUCAGCGUGUUUGAUGUGUGGCUCGCCAAGUUCACCACCAGGCAGGCUUACAUCGUCAACCUUGUGUCAGUGGGAGUGGUGGCUUUAGGAUGUACAGUGCAGCAGUCUAGUUUCUAUGGUUACAUGGGGAUGCUGCCCAAGAGGUACACACAGGGGGUGAUGACUGGAGAGAGUACUGCAGGUGUGAUUAUCUCCCUGUCGCGCAUCUUCACCAAGCUGCUGAUCCAGGACGAGAGGACGAACACGCUCAUCUUCUUCCUCGUCUCCAUCAGCAUGGAAAUGCUCUGCUUCCUGCUUCACCUGCUCGUUCGCCGCUCUAAAUUUGUCUGCUACUACACCAACCACGCCCAAGGCAAAGGGCCGGUCAAAGGUCAUGACCCGCACGACAGCGGGACCGGAUACCGAGUUCACCAUGAUGUCACCGCAGAGGAAGUAAGAUUUGGAAACGGUGGGACGGCACCAACCCCAACAGAGGAAGUCGUUGAGGACUUUGAGGGCGGAACGUAUGUGCGAUUCGACGCCCCAAAAGCCAAGAUAAGGAGGAGCUGGCCUGGUUUCCGCGACAUGGUCUUGCAUCGUUACGUGGUGUCCCGUGUGAUCUGGGCCUACAUGCUGUCUAUAGCGGUGACCUACAGCAUCACCUUGUGUCUGUUUCCGGGGCUGGAGUCAGAAAUACGGAACCCCACCUUAGGGGAGUGGCUGCCCAUCCUCAUCAUGGCCACCUUCAACAUGUCGGACUUUGUUGGCAAGAUCCUCGCAGCGCUCCCAUACGACUGGUCCGGGGGCCGCCUGCUCUUCUUCUCCUGCCUGAGGGUGGUCUUCAUCCCUCUGUUUGUCAUGUGCGUGUACCCGGCCAGCGCGCCCACCCUGUCCCACCCCGCCUGGCCGUGUCUCUUCUCCCUCCUCAUGGGAGUCACCAACGGCUACUUCGGGUCGGUGCCGAUGAUCCAGGCUGCCGGAAAAGUGCCGCCCGAACAGAGGGAGUUAGCAGGGAACACCAUGACGGUCUCCUACAUGACUGGCCUGAUGGUGGGCUCCGCCGUGGCUUACGCCGCUUACAGCUUCGCUGCUCCUGGACCAGCAGCACACGUCUCCACGCUCAACAUGCACACCCCGACCAACGCUACCGGGUACUAAAUGUCCCCACGCGAUUAAACACGAGCACGGAUGUAAACACGCAUACGGGCACACACACACACACACACACAGUUGAAGCCAUUUACAAACAAAAGAUUGUGGCCAGGAGAAGCAGCAUAGGCUGGUGAACUGGAGUCCAGCCGCGGCGGACAGAAAGACAUCUGUAGAGAACUAUUUAAAGGUUCAUGUUUAUACUCUGAGAGGCGUAUUUCCCUUGGUCCAGAUCAUGCUUCCAUCAGCCCCGCCGGGUUAAGAAAGUGGAAAAAGAUGCAACGAAAACGGAGAAAGUCGAGUUAAACAGUAAAGCGUUUCUCAACUGUGUCAUCCUUCAAGGUCCACUGACCUUCAAAUGUCACGGCUCUGCUUUUUGAACUUUUCCCUGGAGAGGAAGAACAGGGGCUGGACAUCUGUCAACACAAGUCCUUAGAGUGUCUCACAGUGAAAAUAUUGUCUGCAUGUGUGUGCAAACAGACUGGCUGACAUUUGCACUGUGUGAGUGUCAUAUUUGCUAGUUUAAUGGAAUCUGAUGAAAUGUCUAAGUGCACAGCUUUAAAUUGAAGAGUCAUCAAACAUAUAAUAAUAAUUUACAUUUUGAUUUUACUGUGCCUUAUUGGAAACAGUUUUAUAAUUCAUGACAUAGAAGAUCCUGUAAAUACCUGAUUCUCUCUGAUUUAGUCAUUUCAAUUAUAAGAAUCCACAGAAUGUAUGUCUAUCCGGUUUGUCUCCACUCAGCUGUUUAUUGAAUCUGAAUUAGAAAAAUGUUGUUUUUUUUUUUUCAAAGAUGAUGAAAAUGAUUCUUAUCAGGAAAAAAAACACUUUAUGGAGCAAUUAUAAUGAUGUGCAUUAGCAGCUGCUGUAACCUUUUUAUUUAUAAUAAUGAAUAGAGAAAAGAAAAUGGGCAAAUUUCAGUCCGCUCCAUUUGGGUUUCAAGUUGCUUCUUGUACCCUCGGAUUAAUGGAAAGAGAACAAAAGGUUGGUUUAUAUGUACCAGAAGAAGAUAGCUGUGUGUUACGGUUGUGAUUUUGAAAACAGGGCCUGUGUUCCCCCUGCGUGCCUCUGAGUGGUGUCUGUGUGUAACAUUCAUGUAACCAUGUGCAAUAUGUCAAGGAAAGAUUAUACGUGCCAAAAGGUCUGCCUGUUUCUGAUCUGAAUGUAAUUCUGUGAACAUUAAACAGAAUGAAACUUGUAAAUAUAUAGAAUGAAUUGUACUCAAGGUGUUAAAGAGCUCUAAUUUUUAAACAGCCACUAUCAGAUCGAUAUUUUCUUCAGGUCUAUUUAGUGAGCCGAUUCGGUGGACACUUGUUUCCUUCUGCUUUCAGCCCCCCAGCUUCUUUCUCUGUGUCCCCUGUUGAAUUUGAUAGACGUUUUAGUUUCAGACUAAUAAUGAAGUAAAAAGGCUUCACUACAAUAUGGAGGAGACGGCUUAGGUGGAGCCUAAUGUCCGAGCCGUUUGAAGAAGGGCCCGCUGCCCUCGGGGGGGAUAAACUCAUUACUAUGCAUGUCCCACUGUGCUGACGGUGUCACGUUGCUGCAGGCCUCUCCUUUCUGUUGGGGUUGAAGGUGUAUUUAGUUAUUUAUGGUGAGAUGUGUCGUCAAAGCACAUGAAAAGUACAUUUCUCCAUCUCUCCCUGGUUGAAACCUCAGGGGGGGGUUCAGAGUGAUCCGGCAUUUCAAACAGCUGCACGUUAAACUCAUAUUUCUUUCAAGCCUUUGCGCUAAUUCAAAGUAAAAGUUUGACAUUUGGAUAAAUUCAAUUAUUCACUUUCUUGAGGAGAUUUAGAUGAGACCUCAAAGGAAAAAAUCCACCUAGCAGCCCCUCCUAUUUAACAUGAUGUAUUUCAUUUUUUUAAUCUUUUAAAACGUCAGCACAUGAAAAAAGAGAAACUAAAAUAGUUGUUUUUUAUUAUUAUUCUUUGAUUAGUCCCUAUAAGUUAGACAUUUAAGUACGUACAUUUUGUUACCUUGGGAAAGAGCCAGUGUUUCUCCAUGUGUACACUCUUUAUGCUAAGCUAAGCUAACCGACUUCUGGCUCCAGGUUUGUAUUCACUGGAAUAAUGAGAGUGGCAUCCCUCUGUGAAUAACUGAUUACUUUAGCUUCAUGACACUAAUUUGAAAUUAGAAAAUCAGCCAGACAGGAUAUCUUCCCAUAAAUCAAGCUAUGGUUUGCUGCGCUGGAGAAACUGAAUCCGAACAUAAAAAUGAGAACUUUAAAGAUGCUUUGAUCUGUCACUAACUACUUUAAGAACGACAGUAUCCCUCAGUUUCUUUAUCAUGAUUUAUCAAUUAUGACCACACACAGACCCUAAGACAGGAUGGAAUAUUUGGAAAACUAUAGAUCAGAAAGUAAAGAUACUUAUGAUGGGAUCAAGGUUACUCCUCUUCUGGGGACAACAUCUCCUGAUGCUGAGAAACACAAUAAUCAGUUAAAGAAACUAAACAAAAAAACAUUCAAUCUUGUAUUCUGUCAACUGCCAUGUGACUUCCUAUUUUUGUUUUUCAAAUAUGUAAUUUUUCUCCCAACUGACAGCCACGAAUUUAUUCAGAAACCACGUCAUGCUCACAAAUGCAGACUUAACACUCUGACUGCGCACUGUGAAACACCAGGAUGAUGUAACGCAUACAAACAUUACAUUGUGCAUAUAUGUAUAUAUCUAAUGCAACAAAAGAUAUUCUGCUUGAUAUUUGUGAGAAAAAGAAUAGUGAUCAAGUUGAACAAAUGGUUCACUAUUAAACUAUUAAAAUCCAGCCUAUUUGAGUGUCUAUUUUAGAUUUUUGCAAAAUAUGUGCACGAAGCAGAAUGAUGAACACACCUCCUUUCUUUCAGGAGUAGGAGGAGAAUUAUCAAGAGUUUGAUAAAUCAGUAGGAGUUUUAAAGCUUAACUGUGAUUUUAGCAAAUUGUGGCCUUUCAGCUCUUGAUUAAUGCUUUACAAAGCUAUUUAUACGUUACAAAUACUAUACAUUGCUCAAUCAAAAUGUGACGAACAUCCUUCAGAUCAAAAUUCUCCAAUGGUUUUGACUGAGUUUUUGUUUAAAUGUCACAUGAUUUCAGUGUCCCAGCAGUCUGUUUGUGCCAAUACGAACCUUGUCCAUUUGUCGGCGCUUAAUAAAGUUGUUUACAUCUGU
This is a messenger RNA of Pungitius pungitius (ninespine stickleback), 5452 nucleotides long. It is a transcript of the gene slc29a4a, whose product is annotated as solute carrier family 29 member 4a. The transcript is spliced from 11 exons. Bases 676 to 2328 code for a protein of 550 amino acids. Gene Ontology annotation, cellular component: plasma membrane. NCBI's taxonomy places the organism in Eukaryota, Metazoa, Chordata, Actinopteri, Perciformes, Gasterosteidae. The record is from RefSeq and is a predicted model, not a curated record. Gene Ontology annotation, molecular function: monoamine transmembrane transporter activity; nucleoside transmembrane transporter activity. Gene Ontology annotation, biological process: nucleoside transmembrane transport.